CCACAAUCAGAAGCAGGAAAUCGACUAUGCAUAGCGUCAGCUGUCGACUUGCGUGGUAUAUAAUCAACGAGUUUCUCUUUCUCACCUUAUACGAUGGGAGGUUUUUCUGCAAGAAUCCUUCGGCCUAGGAUCGGGCUGCACACAGAAUGAGCAAAAGAAUUACAUUUGUAUCACUUACUGAUACCAAGCGAUUAAAAUCCGAGAUGGCGGCCGGUGAUGGAACACCAAGUCUGGGAAAACGCGAAUUGCCUAAUCCGGACAACAUAGAAAACGGCUAUUUAGAGCUCACAACUCCUGAAGGUCUACCUUCGCCACGGUUAGACCGGGUGAUUGUCAACUUCGGUAAAAACAGCCCAAGAGGCUUUUAUGGCAUCGAAUUGGGCUAUAUCUCUCGCCCGGUGGCCUUCGUCAAACGCGUGGUGGUUCCUGAUAUAGAUAUGCGACGAAACGCGUUGCGUAAAACAUGCCACCCCAACUUGGUUAACCUAACGGAUGUAUUCAUCAAUCAAGAGACCGUCUAUUUCACCUACGAGAAGUCUGGGUUGCUCUGAGAGAGCUCCAGGACAUGGACGACGUCACUUUUGACCGAAUUGCUGUCGCCACUAUCCGUAAAGAGGUCCUGAAAGGGUUGAUUUAUAUGCAAGAAGAGUUGGGACUUCUCCACGGACACUUGGAUACGGACUGUGUUUACGUGAAUGAGGAUGGUCAAGUCAAAAUAGGAGACGUUGGCAAUAGCAUGCUGGCGAAAGAAGAAAACCAGGGCGCGGCCCA
This is a messenger RNA of Talaromyces stipitatus ATCC 10500, 771 nucleotides long. RefSeq lists its product as uncharacterized. The record is from RefSeq and is a predicted model, not a curated record. The transcript has 3 exons. Bases 147 to 551 code for a protein of 134 amino acids. NCBI's taxonomy places the organism in Eukaryota, Fungi, Ascomycota, Eurotiomycetes, Eurotiales, Trichocomaceae.